This is a messenger RNA of Ichthyophthirius multifiliis, 706 nucleotides long. RefSeq lists its product as hypothetical. The record is from RefSeq and is a predicted model, not a curated record. The annotation marks the transcript as partial. The transcript has a single exon. Lineage: Eukaryota; Ciliophora; Oligohymenophorea; Hymenostomatida.
UUUUCAAAAAUACUUGCAAAUUUUUUAAUUAAAUCAUUUAUAAAAAUGCAUAUUUCCCUAAAAUUAUUUUAAAUUAAAAACUUACAAAUUUCGUUAGAUAUUUCUCCCAAUUUUAACAUUAAAAUUUAGAUGAAACUUUUUGGAGGCCAACCUUUAGAUUACAAACUCCAUUCGAAUUCAGGCUAUAUAUUUAAAAUAAAGUCCUAUAUUUUUAUAAUUAAGUUCUCCAAAUUAACUUCAUUUAUUUAAGACUCUAUUUUUAAAUUUCGAAAAAGCUAAUCAUUUUAAAUCAAACAUUGGUUAAAAUUUAUAUUAUGAAUAAGAUCUUAAAACAUUUUAUAGUUUUCGAUUUUAAAAAUAUUUUAAUUAUUAAAUUCGAUUUCUUUCUAAUAACUUUUUUAAAUUCUUAUUAAUGUUUAUUUUUAAUUAUUUUAUUGUUAUAUGUUUAGGUUAUUUGUUUAUUCGAUGUUUUAAUUCAAAUAUUUAUUAUUUUAUAUAAUUAUUUUUUUCUAUUUUUCAUCUUAUAAAGAGUAUUUGAUUGCUGGAUUAUAUGCAAAUUUUUUUUGGAUAUUAAGCCUUAUCAAAAGCUUUUUUUAUUAAUUCGAUAAUGAUUUUUAUUAUGAAAAAUCGUGUGUAUCGUUCUAAAUAAUAUCAUGUGUUUUAAAAACAGACGUACUAUUAGAAAAUAAUGUAUUUAGUUUUUUAU